Messenger RNA from Notothenia coriiceps (black rockcod), 1711 nucleotides. Its product is annotated as protein shisa-6 homolog. Lineage: Eukaryota; Metazoa; Chordata; Actinopteri; Perciformes; Nototheniidae. The transcript has 8 exons. Bases 1 to 1521 code for a protein of 506 amino acids. The record is from RefSeq and is a predicted model, not a curated record. Gene Ontology annotation, biological process: regulation of AMPA receptor activity; regulation of short-term neuronal synaptic plasticity. Gene Ontology annotation, cellular component: postsynaptic membrane; dendritic spine membrane; postsynaptic density.
AUGUCUGACGCUGACAUUUGUCCAGAGAUCCAACAGAAUAACUUCACUCUCCUGGCUUUUUAUGUUCACCCUCUCUUCCUGGUUAUUAUCUCCCAUGGCGAUCGCCGCGUCACUGUUGCCAUACCAACCCAGGGUCCCUACUCCUGUCUGUGCCAAGGCCUCAAUAACACCGCCCUCCCCCCCACGCAACCAGGCCCGCCUUUUGUUCGCCUGUCUGGAAUUCAGCUCCUGGCUGAGGGGACCUGGGCGAGGGACAAAACACACUUCAAUGCAUUAGAUGGUGGCCGUGCCGUGCCGUGCCGAGAAAAUCAUUGGCCGGUCCGCUCCCACAGUCACCAUGGUACCCAUCAGCACAACUAUAACCAUGUGGCUCUAGGUAGCCCUACACGCACACCUAAGAAUGCUCACCGAUCUUUGAGACAUGAAAACAAUCGGAUAAGUGGCAUCCUGACCUCGCAGACGGAGCCCUACGACCUGUCUUUCUCACGCUCCUUCCAGAGCCUGUCUCACCUGCCGCCCUCCUAUGAGCCGGGCGUCAAAGCCGACCUCAGCCGGUUCUCAUCCCUGAAGAAACUCACAGAUAAAGAAGUCGACGACUACUACACUCGCAAGCGCCACCUGCCUGACCUGGCAGCAAGAGGCACUCUACCCUUGCAUGUUCUAAAACUGACCCAUGAGCAGCACAGGGACCAGCAGCUCCAGAGCCAGCCCCUGCAGUCCUCCCAGGCCCCUCCCCAGUCGCAGUCUUCACAGCCACAGUCUCAGCAAAGGCAGAGGCCCCGUCGUGUCCAGAGGGCCAUGUCCCAGGACCGCGUGCUGUCCCCUCAGAGAGCCCAAGAGCAGGAAUACAACAUAUCUUCGAAUGGUAUGUCCCCAUAUGGAGGCCGCAUCCUCUCAGACGAACAGCUCCUGUCCGCGGAACGUCUUCGAUCCCAGGAGCGUCUCCUCCCGCAGGACCGCCACACCUCCCAAGACCGUCUGUACUCUAAUGAUCGCAUUUACACUAAGGACCGACUCCUGUCACAGGACCACAUCUACUCCAAGGACCGCCACUACUCUCAAGAACACCUCUAUUCACAAGAUCGCCUGUACUCACAAGACCGCCUGUUAUCCCAGGAUCCUCUGCUCUCACCGGAAAGGCUGAUGAGGUCUUUGAAGCGUGGCAUGGUAAGCAGUGUUUCUGGCGGGUUUCGUGGAAGCGACAAGUCAAUGUCGCGUGCCAUCUCACACACAGACGUGUUCGUUCCAACCACACCACUUAUGGAUCACUACAAGAUGACCAAAAUGCACUCCCAUCCCAGUGCCUCAAACAAUGGCGGCGGGGUCGGUGUCGGGGCCGGGGCUGGAGGCACUGGGCAUUCCAACACUUUAGCCUUGAACCAGACAGCAACCAAGAGACAGGCGUUUGCCUCCAGACGGACUCACACUAUGGAGCAGCUCCACUAUAUCCCACCACACCACCAGCAGCAACCACAGCCACACCACUACCGUACAGGCAGCAAGACCGAGGUGACUGUGUGACAGCAGCCAGCCAGCUGCACGGCUGGAGGCAGCAUUGUCUAGUGACAGGUUGUGGGGGGGACAGAGGUACAUGGGUACAUUGGCCUUCCUUCAGAGUUGGAUGCAGGGUAGGAUGGUGGUGAUUUCACUCUAUUUGACUAUGUUUCUGCAAUGUCAAGGAUUCUAGAACAUCCACUAGCUUAACGCAAGA